Messenger RNA from Cokeromyces recurvatus, 1195 nucleotides. RefSeq lists its product as uncharacterized. The record is from RefSeq and is a predicted model, not a curated record. The coding region runs from base 347 to 1063 and encodes 238 amino acids. The transcript has a single exon. Lineage: Eukaryota; Fungi; Mucoromycota; Mucoromycetes; Mucorales; Mucoraceae.
CUUUCUUUUUAUUUUAUUUUAUUUCUCUUACUUUGCAUUUAUCAAAUGUUCAAUCAUAAUUCUAGUAACGAUCACGAUUCUCAAAUAGUAAAAGAAGAUUUGAAAGAAAAUUUAUCAGAUAAUACAGAAAACGAUUCAUUAUAUCAAACGCAAUUAAAAGCCAUAAAAAUACCUUCUUCUUCUUCCGCAACUCAUUCUACGAAUAAUAAUUACAAUUAUUAUAAUACAAACAUCUCUUAUAUGUCAAGUCAUUUCCAAGACUUUUAUGAUGAUAUCUUGAGUUUUACAAGUGGUAAAUUUAUAAAGUGUACAUAUAAAAUAGUAUUGCAAAACUAUUUAAUCAUAUAUGCGUAUAUAUGCGUAUGUAUGUAUAUUUACUUUUUUUUUCUCCCUCCCCCUCGUAGAUCUUGAUCCGUCAUGUAAAUAUAAUGAGGAAGAUCCAAUGGAAGAUCCAUAUUUUAUGGCAUUCCUGACUUCAAUAUCAUCUAGUGAACCUACUUUAUCUUCUCAUCGAUAUCCAUCACAGCAACAACAAUUUGCAUUCUUACCGCAGCAGUUUGAAUAUUCCUUUAAUAAUGGCAGCAGCAGUAGUAGUGGUAGUCCUAAAUCAAUACCUUCUAUAAAAAAAAAGAAAAAGAGAUCCAGUUUAGAAGAAAGUGACAUGACUACACAAAAGAAGGCUACUUCAACUAAAAUUGGUUAUUGUGAACACCCGAAGCAUGUCUUUUAUCGACAAGAGAGACACAUGAGUUGUAGUAACGGUAAUGAAUCUGCAACUUCAGUUAUGAAGGCAACACCUCGUCGUGGAAGGCCACCCAAGGGUUCAAAGGCAACUGAUUUUAUUUAUUCUACAUCUCCUUCAUCCGCUUUUCUUCCUACAGACAGCUGUUAUCCUAUUGUUGAAUUAACCGUACGACCUUUACCUAAACGAUUAGAAGCAGUUGUAGGUAAAUCAAAUAUCAAAGUCUGUUUGACAUGUCUUAAAAGAUCUGAUUUGGAUCCUGAUUAUAUACACAAUGAAGCUUAUAUUGGUCCUCAGCAAUUAUCAAAACGACGAAAGUAAUGAUAGUAUAUGAAUUAUUUGUGUGUUUUUUUUUUAUAUACAUAUACAUAUACAAAUAUAAGGAUAUCUUGUUUAUUUUGCUAUUUUAAUAAUAAUAAUAAUAAUGAUAAUAAUAAUAAUGAUAAUAAAAAG